AUGCCAAAAUUAGUAGAUCAAUUCAUUUUUAUAUCCAAUAAGCAAUUAAAGGGACAGGCAGUAGAUGUUCAGAGUGAAAUUAAGAAAAGAGAUGAAAUAAUAAUUAGAUUAAGUGAAAGAUUAAAAGAAUCUGUAAAAUAUCGUGAUGAACAGAUAUCUCUACAAUAUCAACAGAUUGAAGACUUGAAAUUACAUCUUGAAAAACUACAGCAAGAAUUUCAUCAGAUUCUGGUUCCAGCAUGUAGUGAUUCUCGUUCCAACAUCAAUGAUUCUGGUUCCAGCAUCCGUGAUUCUGGUUCCAGUAUCCGUGAUUCUGGUUGCAGCACCUGUGAUUCUGGUUUCAGCAUCUGUGAUUCUGGUUGCAGCGUGUCUUCUGUGGCCAUAUCUUCCUUAUAG
Molecule: messenger RNA, 396 nt
Organism: Lottia gigantea (owl limpet)
Lineage: Eukaryota; Metazoa; Mollusca; Gastropoda; Lottiidae
Exons: 3
Coding region: 1-396 (131 amino acids)
Source: RefSeq, a predicted model, not a curated record